Pyricularia oryzae 70-15 is the source of this 786-nucleotide messenger RNA. RefSeq names its product citrinin biosynthesis oxydoreductase CtnB. The transcript has 3 exons. The record is from RefSeq and is a predicted model, not a curated record. Gene Ontology annotation, cellular component: cytoplasm; nucleus. NCBI's taxonomy places the organism in Eukaryota, Fungi, Ascomycota, Sordariomycetes, Magnaporthales, Pyriculariaceae. The coding region runs from base 1 to 786 and encodes 261 amino acids. Gene Ontology annotation, biological process: secondary metabolite biosynthetic process.
AUGCCCGAGAUUUUAAUGCUGGCUAGAAUCAUCUGUAGUCGACAUAUCGGCAUUAACGGUACCACGCUCUACAUUCCACCAAGGCUGGUAGUCCAGUGCCGCCGCCUCUCGACAUGUCUGCAGCCGUACUUUCGGCUGGUUUUCGCCGAGGCCCCUUUUGUCUGCCUCCCGGGACCCGACGUCGGUACCGUGUUUGCAGACUCCGGACCGUUUAAGCGCUGGCUCGCCGACGAAAAGGAACACUACUCGGACGCCGAGGUCGUCGCCACCAUCGACGCAUCCCUCGCUGCCGCCAUGCAGGGCGACACUCGCGCCGGCGCCACGGGCCCCUGGGUCGGCCUGCUCGGCUUUUCUCAGGGCGGCAAAUUGGCCGCCAGUCUGCUGUACCGGCAGCAGAGGCAGCAGCAGCCGCGGGCCUCGGGCGACGCGUGGCGUUUUGGAGUAAUUAUGGCCGGCCGCGGACCGACCGUGUGCCUAGACCCGGAGACCUGCCCAUCAGUGCUUCUCGCGAGGCCGAGGGCGGAGCUGCUCGCCCCACCUCUGCAGAAACUGGAUCAGGCCGAGGCCGCAAAAGGCCACCACGUGCUCAGGGUGCCGACGUUGCAUGUGCACGGCAGAUUUGACCCGGACCUCAAGUAUCACAAGGUGCUGCUGCACGAUUAUUGCGAGCCCAGCACGGCGCGGCUGCUGGAGUGGGCCGGCGACCACCGGGUGCCGCUCAAGCCGGCCGAUGUCACGCCUGUGGUGGAUGGGAUUCUUAAGCUAGCGGCGGCGACGGGGGUUUAA